Molecule: messenger RNA, 1082 nt
Organism: Trichomonas vaginalis G3
Lineage: Eukaryota; Parabasalia; Trichomonadida; Trichomonadidae
Product: DNA/RNA polymerase superfamily
Exons: 1
Source: RefSeq, a predicted model, not a curated record
AUGAUUGACCCAAUUGAUAAAAUUAUUGAAGAAACAUUUGUUUAUAAAAUUGAUAUGCUUCAUAAUCUUUCUUUAUCAUCGAAUGCUUCAAUGAUUCGUUACGCUUUAGCAUAUAAAGACUUUAAUCCUAAUGAAAAAUAUCCUGAGGAAGAGAUAGAAUCAAGUUUUGAAUUAACGAAAAAGUAUUGGAAAUAUAAAAUUGAAUCAUAUAAGAAACAAGAUGAAAAAGCAGAAAGGGAUACUAAAAAUAAUGUUUCAAUGGAUGAUUUUCAAUACUAUCACGAUUUAAUCCUUUCAUCUAAAUGCAAAAUGUGUGGUAAAGCGUUUACAUAUGCAAAUAAACCAACAUUGGAUAGAAUCGAUAAUGAAAAACCACAUACCAAAGAAAAUUGUCAGUUAAUGUGUUGUUAUUGCAAUGUCGUAAAAUCAAAUAAAGAUGAAGAUGUUCAACGUUUAAGAAUCAAUUUAAGAAAUUACGCAUUAAAAAAUAAUUUACCAAUGACUUUAGAUUCAGUUGAAGCUUAUCACAUUCUCCGUAAUGUAAUUACUGGUGGUUUAUCAAAUGUUCAACAUCGUGUUAAUCUUAAAGGAAUCACACACAUUAAUAAACUUUCAUAUAAUCCAGAAACUAAAACUGUAUCAAAUGAGGACACUUCCAACAUUAUGACUCAUUUCGUUGGAGUUGACUUUAAUUCAUUAUAUCCUUCAUCAUUUUCAUCUAAUCCUCAUGAUUUCAUUCAAUAUACUGACCAUAAAAUGUAUAUGCCGGGAAGAUUGAAUGGUGUUAUCAUUUGUGAUACAGCAACAAAGAAAGCAAAAGCACUGGGAAUAAUUAAGAAGAAAAAUACUUUAUUCGUGGCUGAAGUAAAGGGUCACAUUGAUGAAAAAUACAUUAAUGAUUACAUAAACUUUUUACCGAUAAUAAGAAACUUUGAUAUUAUCACAGAUGAAAAAACAAUUGGCAGUUUCAUGUAUAAUUACAUGAAAUCAAACAAUCUACCAGUUGACCAGAAACAGAGAAAAUUAACUCAGUUAGCAUCAACACACAACCAAUAUCAACCAUUUUCUUCUUAUUAUCUAUG